CAGAACAUCAAUGUGUUCUCAAGAAAAUCCAAAUGGAAUUCGAGCUGCUUGUGUUUCUGAUCAUAUUCUGCAGAAUUGGAAAUACUAGACUCAGUGUGGAAAAUCAUAAAAUCUGGUUGCAACAAAUCCUAAAUAAAUGCGAUUUAACAACUCAACCCCAAUGUUCAUUAGACUGUUCAACCAUAUUGGUAUGCGAAAGUGGAAAUGAAACUCCAGUUAAAACCAUUGAAUGUCAAUAUAAUACACCCUUUUGUGAUAACGGCAUGUGUAAAUCAAUUCCUGGAAGUUGCUCUUUGCAUCGAGCUUUAACGAAAUCAAAUUUUCUAUGUACUGCAACUGGUGUUUUUCCAGAUCCAUCAGAUUGCAGUAAGUACCACCAUUGUUCCGGAGCUGGCACACCAAGCACAGUAUUCGAGUGUCCCACUCGCACUGUAUACAAUUCUAAGACUAAAUUGUGUCAAAGGGUUAUACAUAAAUAUGGCCAUGCAUCACGCAAGUUAUGCGAGAAAGUUGACUGUGACUACAAGAGAAAUGAAUUUGUAAAAUUUCCACCGAACCCAGCAUUUUAUGCUCUGUGUUCCACAUCAAGUGGCAACAAAAAAAUAUUCAUGUACAAAUGUGCCAACGAAGAAACUUACAUUUUUGAUUCGAUUAGAAGAGACUGUAUAUUUACUUGCCCAUCAGCUGGAUAUUUUACGGAUUCUUAUGAUUGUAACGGAUACUACAUUUGUGAAGGUUUUCAUACAUUUACUGUUAGACGAUUAAAAUGCCCUCCAGAAUUUUUCUUCAAUGGCACUGCUUGUGUCAACAGCACUAAACAUUGCCACUCAGAGUUCGCUCAUGUUUCUACUACACCAUCCUCACCGACGCAAAUACAUACGACAGAAACCAGUCCGGAUGGAGGUGCCAGCAGUACGGAUGGACUUACUAGCAGUACGGAUGGACUUACUAGCAGUACGGAUGGUAGUAUCAGCAGUACGGAUGGCGGUAUCAGCAGUACGGAUGGCGGUAUCAGCAGUACGGAUGGCGGUAUCAGCAGUACGGAUGGCGGUAUCAGCAGUACGGAUGGCGGUAUCAGCAGUACGGAUGGCGGUAUCAGCAGUACGGAUGGCGGUAUCAGCAGUACGGAUGGCGGUAUCAGCAGUACGGAUGGCGGUACUAGUAGUACGGAUGGCGGUAUGAGCACUACUGAUGCUAAUGCAAGUACUUCUAAUGCCGGUACAAAUACCGAAAUAAAUGAGACCAUCAACGAAACUAAUGCAAUGCCAUCUUCAACUGCUUCUUCACUGUUUACGACUGAAGACGCUACAGAUUCGGAAACAAAUGAGGCCUCGAAUGAAAAUAAUGCAAUGCCAUCGUCUACUGCAUCUUCACUGUUUACGACAGAAGACACUACCGACUCCGAAGCAAGUCAGUCCCCAAGUGAAAAUAAUGCAAUGCCAUCGUCUCCUGCAUCAUCACUGUUUACGACAGAAGGCACUACCGAUUUCGAAACAAGUCAGGCCCCGAAUGAAAAUAAUGCGAUGCCAUCGUCUACUGCAUCUUCACUGUUCACGACAGAAGAGACUACCGACUCCGAAACUAGUCAGGCCUCGAACGAAAAUAAUGCAAUGCCAUCGUCUACUGCAUCUUCACUGUUUACGACAGAAGACGCUACCGACUCCGAAACAAAUCAGGCCUCGAAUGAAAAUAAUGCAAUGCCAUCGUCUACUGCAUCUUCACUGUUUACGACAGAAGACGCUACCGACUCCGAAACGAAUCAGGCCUCGAACGAAAAUAAUGCAAUGCCAUCGUCUACUGCAUCUUCACUGUUUACGACAGAAGACGCUACCGACUCCGAAACAAAUCAGGCCUCGAAUGAAAAUAAUGCAAUGCCUUCGUCGACUGCAUCUUCACUGUUUACGACAGAAGACGAUUCCGACAUGAAUAAGCCUUCCCAUGAAAAUAAUGCAAUGCCAUCAUCUACUGCAUCGUCACUAUUUACGGUGGAAGAUGCUGACGAUUCCGACAUAAAUGAGGCAUCCAAUGAAAAUAAUGCUAUGCCAUCCUCUAGUGCAUCUUCACUAUUUACGACAGAAGACUCAGAUUAUUUCGACAUAAAAGAAGCAACGGAUGAAAAUGAUGCAAUGCCAUUCUCAACUGUUUCUUCAAUAUACACAACAGACAGUACUCGUGAUUCCGACUGCCCUGUGGCUUCCAUAAAUGAAACUGCUGCAAUGUCAGAUGUCAGCGAUGAUGCUGAAAGUCAGGCCACAACGCCAACGUCGGAACUUGUAAGUCCUCCAGAAUCUCAAAUUGAUACUGUUGUAGCACAUUACGCUACUAUACUGUUUAUACCGUGUCCGAUUUAUCUUGACGAUUUUGACGAUGAAAUUUGCUCCCAAGUUGGAGGAUAUUUAAAUUUCGAUGAUAGAGACAAGAAUUAAUGAAAUUGAAACCUAGACGAACUGCAGCGAUCAGCAGUUAAAUCUAUUUAAUUAAACCUGAACGAGAAGGUGUGGCAUUUAUUUUUGUAGAGGGAAACAUUUAAAGAAAAGUAAGACUGGAAAAUAAAUUUUCAUAACCUGACGAUAUUCAA
This is a messenger RNA of Bradysia coprophila, 2578 nucleotides long. RefSeq lists its product as uncharacterized. Gene Ontology annotation, cellular component: extracellular region. Gene Ontology annotation, molecular function: chitin binding. The record is from RefSeq and is a predicted model, not a curated record. NCBI's taxonomy places the organism in Eukaryota, Metazoa, Arthropoda, Insecta, Diptera, Sciaridae.